AUCAGAUCGACUGCUAAGAGAGUCGUCCCAGACUAUCCCGCCGGGUAGCUAACCUUAUCUUCCCAUGGAGCCAGCGAAGCUCGCAGCUUUCCUUGCCGUCGCUGCCGUCGCCUACGCUGUUGCCGUCGCACCGGCUGCCGCGGAAUACUCCGGCGGCGCGACCGCCCCAGAAAGCUGCCAGACGCAAAUCAUGUACUUCACCAACUGCCUGGCCCGUGAUGAGAUCCGCGGGCAGUGCUGUAGCGUGGUCGAGAGCCGCGAGUGCCUCUGCCAGCUGAAGCGGGAGGUGGCGCUGCCCUGCAGCCUGCAUCGCCACCAUCAACGCAGAUGCUCCAAGGAAGGGUCGCCUCCACGGUCGGUGAAGCUGGCCGAGCUGCAGCGCCUCCCAUGCUUCAAGACACUCAAGUGCUAGGAGCCGUUACGAGUUCGUAUUUUUGUUUUGUGUACGUGUGCUUUUGUUUGUUUCACAAUUGUUCCUUGUUACUGUUUAUUUCCAUUCAGCUUGCUAUGGAUGUAGGUACCUGUGCUUGUCCGUUGAGAAUUCCUUGCGUGCUCUUAAA
Molecule: messenger RNA, 560 nt
Organism: Zea mays
Lineage: Eukaryota; Viridiplantae; Streptophyta; Magnoliopsida; Poales; Poaceae
Exons: 1
Coding region: 65-412 (115 amino acids)
Source: RefSeq, marked validated